This is a messenger RNA of Ciona intestinalis (vase tunicate), 1028 nucleotides long. RefSeq lists its product as uncharacterized. NCBI's taxonomy places the organism in Eukaryota, Metazoa, Chordata, Ascidiacea, Phlebobranchia, Cionidae. The record is from RefSeq and is a predicted model, not a curated record.
UAAAAAAAUGUACCAAAAGAUUUUUGAUGAACAAUAUCGAUUCAAACCAAAUGAACUUGGGCGGUGUACGGAAAAAACAAGAAAAAAAAUUCGCAGGAAGCUACCUGAGCACAUAGAGCAAUUUUUUAAUAACGAGGUGAAAAAUUGCGAGUCGGGUUACCGAUGUGCUUUUCUAGGAAUGCUUCAAGAGUUGGCUAGGUUGGAGAAGCGUAUUGAAGAAGGGCCGAAUAAAGUGGUUUACUCUAAGUUACAGCAGGUUCCAGUUGCAGCUUGCGUUAAGUUAGCUGUUGAAGUAGAACCUUCACAAACCGGAAAUCUACAACAAGUGUUUGGAUCGCAUGACAUUCACAAUGACAUUGAAGAUAAAAUCAGAGAAGACCACGCAGCAAGGCACGGCAGCGAAAUAUCUAGCAAGGAGUUGUAUAAGCGGACACUGAAGAAGAAGACAGAACUUAAAUUUCAAGCUGCUCGAGAAAUAAUACAAAGUUCUUUCGUGAAACAAAAUGAGGAUGGAAGUUACAACAAUGAAGUUAUCGAACAAGUGACCGACAAUGUGCGACGUUUUUUCAUGUGAUAAGCGAGAAUGCAGAGAACAAACCAAUGGUAAUGCAAGCAACCAAACAACUCAUAGUACUGUGCGAAAGAUGGGGCACCGUUAGCACCAAAAUCCCACACUUACUGAUCGAGUUUUAAACAAUUGACAACACUGUUUUAGAGUCGCAGGGCAAAAAAGUAUGUUCGAUCUUCCUUCACUCUCAUAUAUAAACACAGUACUUUACUGAUGUAAUUGAUAUUAAAUACAGUGUGUUCAUAGUACGACUGUAAAUGUUCUUUCAUCACAUUAUAAAUUUUCACAACAAUUUAAAGUGGGGUGGGGGAAGAUGGUUGAAACACUAAAGGGGUAUUUACAUGGUUGAAAUGGUUGAAACACUCAAGGAGUAUUUACAAUUCGCACACCAAUUGCUGUUUUAGAGAUUCAUAAACAGACAGAGUUGGGACAGUUAAGAAGUUAUAAAUAUAAAAGAGGG